CUCCCGCUGCGGUUUGGUGCCAGCCAGCUGUGAAACUGACAAGGGAGCGGGAAGGGGGGGGCUCGCUCCCUGUCUGGGGAGGAGGCUGCGACCAGGCGUGCGAGCCCAAGUGUGUUUAAAAAGCAAUGAGCCACUCCCCCCUCCCCCCGCGCCACUCUCUUCCCUCGCCAGCCUGUUAGCUCUGCUCCCGGCUGUCUGCGAGUCUAGCGCGCAGCGAGCCCAGCGCUGGCCUGGGAGCCAGGGGCACCGCCAGAGGAGCGGGCAGGGGAGCAGAGGGGGCGUAGGCGGCUUCUGUUGUAGGGCGUGCAGCCCGAAAUAAAACAAAACCAGGCAGAACAAAGCUCUGUCACAACUGUGCUUCCUGGUUGUCGCCUCCUGCCUGCAAACCACUGAACAUUUUCCACUUGAUAUCGUCAUGCAGAAAGGGAGAAACGAGACGCAAUGAGAGAUUCAGAUACCAAAAGAUUAAAGUCAGAUGCUCGUCUACAAACUGCCUAACCAUUGUCCUUCACUGGUGAGAUAAAAGGAAGAAGUCACGGAAAGAGAGGAACUACACCAGGCUUCAGAUUUUGGACUAUACGGCAAGACUCUGUAAGAUACUCGGUGUUUUCUCCAUUAGGGCUACAAUGGAGACACUGUCCCAGGACUCUUUGCUGGAAUGUCAAAUUUGUUUCAAUUAUUACAGCCCCCGACGGAGGCCCAAGUUGCUGGACUGUAAGCAUACCUGCUGUUCUGUUUGCCUUCAGCAGAUGAGGACAAGCCAGAAGGACCUGAGAUGUCCCUGGUGCCGAGGUAUCACUAAGCUGCCACCGGGAUUUUCUGUAUCCCAGCUGCCUGAUGACCCAGAGGUGAUUGCUGUGAUUGCAAUUCCCCAUACUUCAGAGCACACCCCAGUCUUCAUCAAACUUCCUAGCAAUGGGUGCUACAUGUUGCCCUUGCCCAUCUCCAAGGAGAGAGCGCUGUUGCCAGGAGACAUUGGCUGUCGCCUCCUGCCAGGUAGUCAGCAAAAGUCUGUCACUGUGAUGACAAUCCCAACUGAGCAGCAGCCCCUGCAAGGAGGGAUCCCGCAGGAAGUCGGAGAGGAGGAGCAAGACAGGAGGGGCGUUGUGAAAAGCUCCACUUGGUCAGGUGUUUGCACUGUGAUCUUGGUGGCGUGCGUUUUGGUCUUUCUCCUUGGUAUAGUCCUCCACAAUAUGUCUUGCAUUUCCAAGCGUUUCACUGUGAUUUCCUGUGGCUGAAAAGGGUCUGCUCCCAGAAUACUCUAAUGGGAUAAUUUAGGGGUGGUGGUGAUGACAGGCUCGAGUGAGAUGAUGCACUGCAACAUUGACCAAUUACUACAGAACGCUUGAUACCGGACAGCUGUUUGACAGUCUGAAGGCAAUCCUAAAAGGCGAAAUGUGAGACCUCUCAGCAGAGUACAGAGAAAAUCAUAAUGAGCAUCUGAUGGUAACUGCAUUGAGGAAGACUGCAUGUGUCACCAUCCUCAUUGAUCAAAUGGACUGUAACUUCUAAUGAUUUUUAUCAUGUUAUGAGACUAAAGACAUCUACUUAGCUGGUUAUACUGUAAAAGUAUAUGAUAUGAUCACUCUGUCUUUAAAUGCAGUAGAUUAAACUCAAAAUGCUAUAUGUAUAAGUAGAAUUAAACAUGAGAAUCAGUGUAAGACUCAGUAAAGAUAUUCCAAUGCCAGUCCAUACAUAUUUUUUUAAUGGGGGGGUGAAGGGGAACUGUAAAAAAAAUUCAUUUAGUUGGUAAGGCUUUUUAUAUAUUUUAAAUUGCACAUUAAUUAAAAUAAGUUAGAAAGUUGCAUAAUAGCUUUUAAAAAGAAACAUUUUACAAGCGAUUGUGUUUCGUAGGUGAUGUGUGUUUUGUCAUAUACUUUCAUUUUGUUUCCACCUGUAGUGAAGUGUCCUUUUGAAGUGUUUUGUUAAAGCAAGAUCCAAGCAGAGGAGCAAUAAAGUGAACAAAUAGGGCUACCUAAAAGUGCAGCCAAAGGCCUGCGGUGUAAGCCCUGUCAUGAAGUAUGGCUUUGAAGUGUAAACACUGGACAUGCUGUUUCACCUCUGGUCUGUCAGGCAGGCUUCUCAAGGCUCUGGUCUCCCUGGGGAUUAGUGAAGGGAUGGGUCACAGAAGUGCUGGACAUGCUUCCUGCAAGGACUGGAUAGCAAAUUGAUUUUUGGAAUAUGGGACCAGCCUUGCCUCCAUGUUCAGUCAUAGUUGCAGCAGUGUCAUUAUUGACAGUAACUCUAUGGAUGCCUAGAUGACUGAACAGAAAUUGAGGUCUCAUUGUGCCAAGCAUUGUACAAAUAUCUCAGCUCAAAGGGUUCAUGCUCUACAAAGAUAAGACAGACCAAUGAUGGGAAACAGGUUGAGAGGGGAAAGGGACUUGCCCAAGGUCACAGAUCAGGUCAGUGGCAGGACUGGGAACAGAACCCAGAGCUCUUGAGUCCAAGACUAAUGCUUGAUCCACUGGACCAUGCUGCCUCUCCUAACCCCGAGUCACACUGGUGUAAAACCUGUGUGAGAUCAUAAUCAGGCCCUGUGCCUCCUUUCAGUGAUCUAAACCUUGUUACUCUUAGGGCCAAAUGUGAAACUUCCAAGAGGAAAUGAUCUAUCUUUUACUGCAUGUUGACAUUACAAAGCCCGGGUGACUGCAAUUCAUUGCUCAUAAAGGGCCAGAUUAGGAUACUUAUGCUAACACCUCACUUAACAAGAAAGUUCAUCACCUUUUGUGGGACUUCUUGCGGAGUAAGGUAUUCAGCAUGAGUAAGGGUAUCAGAAUCUGGCUGAAAGUCUGGAUUUGUUUGAUUUUUUUUUUUUUUUAAGGGUCAGAGUGGGACUUGUGGCAAAAAAAAACUAUUGGUUUGCCUGAUUUGUAUUGCUAGUAUGAAGAAUGGACAAUUACACAGGUGUAAGCACAGUGAACAAUGACCUCUAAUCUAUUAGUAAUAUGCUUUCUAAUAGUUAAUUUGAGAUGGUUCAAUCCUAUGUAAUAACACUGGAGAACCUUGUUCCAACUGAGUUAGGGGCAUAAAAGAAGUCAGUGGUUUUGCACCAGUGCAACUGAAGAAAAAUUGGCUCAUUAUGAACAUUAUUCUCAUUCGAAAAUAAAAUACAGAGCACAUAUCUUCCUUAAUGGUAGAUUCUCUCUUCUCUCUCUCUCUCCUGCUUUAUGUCUGUUCUCUAAAGAAUGGCAUAUAUAUGCCUGAGUGUUAAAUUAGUAUAUGUAAGGUUACGCGUGAAGAUAAAGCUCCUGGUGCACUGUGCCUGCUUUUAUCUACUGUCAUUUGUGAGGGCAUAACAAAGAAAAUACCCCAGAGGUGACACAUUUGUUACCUCCUUUUUUCCACUAAGAAGAGCACAUGCAGAACCAUAUUCAAUAUGCAGAGAACCUGGUUUACAAACGCUUAUUAUAAACAUUCUGCACCUGGACAUCAGUGAAAGUGGGGUGUAAUAGGAAGGAAUAUUAAUUCCAAAUGCAUGCGGUAUUAAAAUUGUUAAUCUGUAUCAUCGUCUUGUAGGGAAAACUCUAUUUACAUCCAUGUUACAUGUUAGCAUGUAAUGGAACUGUAGCCCGCUAAUAUUUCUGCCUUCAGAAGACUCCAUGCUAGUAUACAGUUAGAGGACAUACUGCUCUACUGCCUCGCCCCUUGUAAUCAUCUACCCUCGCGGCAUGUGAGGGGGGUGUGGGCGUGAAAUGCUACCAGAUCAGAAUGGCGGCACUUGACACCGAUUUUGCACUCACUGAGCACAAGUGUAAAUGGCUAGACAAGCUGCAAGACAGUGGAGUAGAAGGCCCCGUGAGUACAAUGCUAUUAAUAUUAACAUUGGAAUGAUCAUAAAAUGCCUAACUGAAGCUCUUGACAAAGCAGGUUCUCUUGAUCUUUUCAAAUAAUGUCUCUCAUAAAAGGUGCUGGUUUUCCUUCCCCACACGAAGAGUGUAGUUGGAAGGAUAAAUCAGAAAUGAGGUUAAAAUGCUACACUGCAUAACACAUUACACAACAGGCAAAUAUGGGGUUUAAUCUGGUAUUAAUGAUGUAGGCAUCAUCUGACUAGAACACCAUACUUUAUUACUUAACACAGUGCAUUGUUUGGUUAUUGUGAGUUUCUUGUACUGUUCAGAGCCUGCUGAAAUGCAUGGCUGACCUAAUUUCUGAUUCUGAUAUUUGCCUGUUUUACAGUUUUUGAGUGAGUGCAAUAAAUAAAACCUCAAGAUUUUUUGUGGGUUAACGCCUAUUCAAAAAUAUAAUUUUAUGGGGGAAGUUUCUUCUUUGCUUUAGGCAGUGCGACUACCAUUGAAAUUUUGCAACCUUCAUAUCAUGUUAGAUCACAUAGCUUUAUGCUGAUGAGUGUAGAAUAUUGCAAUGUACAGUGUUAGACCAUUUCUCAAGUAGGUUAAUAUUCAUACUUUAAAAUGCAGUGUGAUCUAUUCCAUUUUAUAUUUCUCAGUCCAAGACCUGGCAUUCAGAAAGGAGACCGCUAUCUAUGGCUAUGACUUUGCAAAAUGUGCUAGAGAAAUUAUUCCCAGGAAAAACAUUUAAACUCACAUAAUAUCCCAGUUCUGCACCAAUUUCAUGCCAAAAUGAUCAACUCCUGGGUAGGUUCUUAAUCCUUGUAUAUCAGCGACUCUUUUGAUCACUACUCAGUUCUUGAAAAAGGAAGACAAACUUUUAUUUUUUUAUGGCAUAGGUACUAGUUGAGCAAACAUUAUUUAUACUAAAUCUUGCCUGAAGUUAUUUAUGCACCUGCAUUUUUGGACAAAUUACCGUUUAUGAAGGUUUAUUAUUUGUUUGUUUAACGGAGAGUACAGCUUCUUUUAUUUUAAAGGUUUCAGCUUCCGUUUUUAGCUUGUGCUUUACUGGGAGUCAGAAAUAGGAUUCACUUUGUGAAAGUUUGUUCAGUGAAUUUUACAAAUUCAAAAUACGCAAUUUUGGUAUGUGCGAUUUUUUUAGAAAAUUGUGUAUUAAGUGAUCAUGCUUAGACGAUAUGGAAAGAAGCAUGGUAGUUUUGUAAACAGGGAGCAAUCAUGAGUCUAAAGUUUCAUCUUUAUUAAUGAAGGUUGGUAUGAAUAAAAUAUUAGCAGGAAUAGAAUGAAUACAUCAAGUGAGUUAUGGUUUCUCUAGUCCUUUCACCUUAAAAUGAACAGCACAGUGAGUAACUCAGUGGAAUUAUUUUGUAUUUACACUAGUGUAACCAAAAUUAGCAUUUGGCUGUGUUCCUCAAGACAAAUUUUUUAAGUAUGGGCUGUGGAUAGUUUUCAAAAGGGGUGUGUGUGUAUGUGUGUCUGUGUUGGGGGAUAGUAGUUUUGUUGUUGUUGUUGUUAAAUAGUUGAUUUUUGAGUAGAAAUUACAUCUGAUGACCACAGAGCUACAAAGAUUUUCUUUUCUGUUUCAAGUGAUUUAAAAUUUGUGAGUGAAUUUAUUCCUUACAAAAGUGAGAUAUUACUGGCAUUAGCCUGAGCAUGUAUUGUGCAGGCAGGUAUGCGUCACCUCCCUGCCCCCCCCCAAUCAUGGCAGUGCUCCUUAAUCCAGAUCAGCCAACCCCCAUCCCCCGCUAGUGUUACAGGCAUGAGGUUUUUCUUGAAUGGAGAUUAUGCAUGUAACAAAUCCACUGCAAAAUAAGCAAACACGGUGAGGAUGGGACCAAACAAUUUAUUUUCACUUGUAACAGAUACAUGAUUUGAAUCUACUAUAAGCCUAAACUUUAUCUGGAUUUUUUUUUGUGUGUGUUAAUACCUAUUGCACUAAGGUAACAUUGUGACCUGUUCAUCAGAGAUUGGCCAGAAUCAAAAAUUCCACAUCUAAACACGCUUCUGUGAAUUCAAGCUGUAUUACAACACAAUAAAUCAUACAGGAGACAUCCAUAUGUCUAGUAAAUACAUUUAGUGGAAUGCUGACUUUAAAAUGUUUCCUUUUGCCAGAUGCCCAGGGAAUGUGGUUUUAAAUUUGGGGGUUUCUUUCUUUUUGGGGGGAAUGCAUGAUGACAAAUGAAUCCAAACAUCACCCAGGCGGCUAUAAGGAUUCAUAUACAGUUAAAGCAAAGACCUUUAUGUUUGAGUAUUUAGCAGAGCAAGAUUCUACUGGAAUGCUGCAAUGGAAUUACAACAUAUGAAUGACCUUUCCUUUCCUUUACACUGUCCUUAGACCUGACAGCUGGGAUUGUUCUUCUUUCUUUCUCUCUGUCAGGUUAACAUUUUGCAUGCCAGUAUUGACCCAAGUCAAACUACACUGCUUGUUUCACGCUUCUCAAAUUGAACGGUGUUAGCUGACAUUUCUCAAACUGCCCUUAGCAUCUUUAGCAAAUGAGCACUUAUAUGUUGUCUAAGCAGUUGAAAUUUAAAGCCUUAUAAAUGUCCAGGGAAUGGAUUUUUACAGCAUUCAAUUAAUGCUUCAGUAAAUAUCUCUUUAUUUUAGAUCUAAACAUUAGGUAAAUUUUCACUAAGCAGUUUCCUAAACACCAGAAGCAGGAAUUAGAGAGGAGUCGCACACACACACACACGCAUAUUAAUAUCACAUUGAAGCCAAUAUGUAUACGGGUAAAGUGAGGACUUAUGUGUGCUCAUGGGAACAUGAGAGGGAGGAGGGUUUUGAAAGCUGAGGGGAGCGCGUGUACACACAGAGCGAGGCUCAGAAGACUAUCUGUUACCUAGGAUUGAGAGGAUCAUUAGUAACCAAGAAUGGACGAAUGCUGUAUGGCUAUAUUGGGGGUGUUGUACACCCUGAGGCAUCUUCUUCAUUGUGGAGGAGUCCACGCCUCUGCCUCAGUUCCUUGUGAUAAGCUGCCUCUUAACCUGUCCCCUAGCUGCUGCCCCUAAACUCCCCCUCUCCCCAAACACUGGAGUUCUUGGAUCCUGUUGGGACUGCCCAUCUUGUAUCAGUGCUGGAGUCGGUGCUGCAUCCUGGCCUGGUGUUCAGGUGAGGAGCCAUUGAACUGCUGCUUGCCUGGGGACUGUACAGAGGCUUCUGCCUGAGGUGGGAUGAGGGGCCCUGAAAUGAGCAGGGCUGGAAGGUUGGGUUUUGAGAGUUAUUAAGGGUUUGUCAAAUGAGCAAGAGGAAAGGGUAUUUGGGCUUGGAUAGUGGCUCAUGAAAUUAGCAGGGAGCCGGAACUGUCAUGAAGAUGUCUUGAAUUGCACUGAUUGGGAUGAAGAGAUGUGGAGGAGGGGCAAAAUUGAAUGGAGGGAUGAUUAGGCAGUGGCUUGGAACUGGGUAUUUGUGGUAAGUGGAGACCUUUAUCAGGCAAAUUUGAGCUGAAUUAGAUUAGUUAUUUCUGAUGCCUGGGAGUUAGAUGGUUUGUCAUAUCAUAGCUCAAGAGUGGUUUGGCCAAGCAACUUGAAAUUUUGGUUAAUUCAGAUAUUGGACCUCUUUGAGUUUUGAGGCUGAGUAUUUUGGAAGUUAAGUUUUCUGCCUAAUUAAGAAAUUUGCAAAGUGCAUGGGCUGUUCUAGGGUUCCGAGAAGUCCUUAAAUCCUGGGAAUAGCAUGAGUUACAAGCAUGCUUCUAUUGAAGGCCAAAUGUAUGGAAACAGAUGGUCAUGUCCCACUGCAAAAAUAAACUUGACUGACAAAAUUGGCAAGAAAAGUCCAGAACAAUGCCACAAAGCUCUUUAGACAUUCCAUGUUAAUGUCACUGUCACGCCUGUUUGAUUUAAGAAGUUGUUUAGUUGAAGACAAAGGCAGUAUUGCUGUACUUCACAUUUGUAUGUAAGAAAAAAUUAGGGUUAUAUAAGAGGGCUGGGUUUUUCUGUUUUGUUUUUCAAGUUGAUGUAAAUAAGGCAAUUGAGAAAGUCGAGUAGUUACUUGCCCAAGAGUAUUUACCUGCCUAUUUUAAGAAUUAUAAAGCGUGUCUUAUGUCAUUGCAUCAGUCUUGAAAAUUUCCAUCACCUAUCCCCAGUUGCAUGCACUGAAUGGUUCUGAAUUUCUGUGGUGGGACCCAUUAAAGAGGGAUCUGAGUCUCAAUCAAUAUCUGAGAACUUGUCCAACUUGUCAGGUUGCUUGACUUCAGAUUCAAAUUUCACUUCAGUUCCAAAUCUAAGUUGUAUGUAGUCUCUAAAGAAUUGGAAAUUAAUUGUCCUGUUACUAUGAAUAACUAGAUUCUGUUUAUUUCAUAUCUCUAAGAUCAUGGGUCAGUUUUCAGUAACAUACAAAUGUUGUAGCUAGUCCUUUUACCUCUGUUGAUGGAAUAAAUGUGAUAAUUUAUUUA
Trachemys scripta elegans is the source of this 8194-nucleotide messenger RNA. RefSeq names its product ring finger protein 152 (gene RNF152). The transcript has 3 exons. Gene Ontology annotation, molecular function: ubiquitin protein ligase activity. Gene Ontology annotation, cellular component: lysosomal membrane; lysosome. The coding region runs from base 627 to 1238 and encodes 203 amino acids. The record is from RefSeq and is a predicted model, not a curated record. Gene Ontology annotation, biological process: negative regulation of TORC1 signaling; apoptotic process; protein polyubiquitination. Lineage: Eukaryota; Metazoa; Chordata; Testudines; Emydidae.